Hyposmocoma kahamanoa is the source of this 1661-nucleotide messenger RNA. Its product is annotated as UDP-glucuronosyltransferase 2B1-like. The coding region runs from base 10 to 1569 and encodes 519 amino acids. The record is from RefSeq and is a predicted model, not a curated record. The transcript is spliced from 8 exons. Gene Ontology annotation, molecular function: UDP-glycosyltransferase activity. NCBI's taxonomy places the organism in Eukaryota, Metazoa, Arthropoda, Insecta, Lepidoptera, Cosmopterigidae.
UUUAUCACAAUGCUCGGAGUAAAAUUCUCACUAAUUGGGAUACUGGCGUCGCUAUCCUUCGUCGAUGCUGCUAAUAUCCUGGUGGUAUUUCCAGUUCCAGGGAAGAGUCACGGGAUCCUCGGAGAUGGCUAUGUGCGAUUGUUGUUGGCAGCUGGACACCAGGUUACAUAUAUAACCCCGUUUCCGAAAAAAAGCUCGCAUCCAAAUCUGACCGAGGUAGACGUCAGCCGCAACAUGGACUAUUUACAUCACGACGGGCUUAAUAUAAAGAAAAUAUUGGACAAAGAAACAAGUCCGGUUAACCUGAACGCCUUAUAUGAGAUGGUGGUAAACCUGGGUAAUGCAACUUUUACUAAUGAAAACGUACAGAAAAUUAUAAUGGAUCCUUCGCAGAAAUUUGAUGCUGUCAUAGUGGAAUGGUUGUUCUGGGAAGUAGGUUGUGGAUUGUCAGCAGUGUUCGAUUGCCCGUACAUAUGGUUUUCAACAGUGGAACCUCACUGGAUGGUCACAAAAUUAAUUGAUGAACGCUUACAUCCAGCUUACAAUGCCGAUGUUUUGACGGGGAACACACCACCGUUCAACUUUAAGCAACGGGUCCAAGAACUAUUCAACCAAAUUUUUCUAAGUUUUUACUUGGAUUAUUUUGUUGUGCCCGUAGAAGAGAAAACAUAUCAAGUAUUCUUUGGCCCAGCGGUGGCUAUAAGAGGAAGAUCUUUACCCCCUUAUCAUGAUGUAAGGUUCAACGCGUCCUUGAUGUUGGGCAAUUCACAUGUUUCGCUGGGACAAGCUACAAGAUUGCCCCAAAACUACAAGCCAAUAGCAGGAUAUCAUAUCGACCCCAAUGUUAAACCUCUUCCGGAGGAUUUGAAAAACAUUUUUGAUAAAGAUGAAAAUGGCGUAAUAUACUUCAGCAUGGGCUCUAACUUAAAAAGUAAAGAUUUUCCAGAAAAAUUAAAGAAUGAUUUAUUAAAAAUGUUUGGAGCACUGAAAUAUACCGUUAUUUGGAAAUUUGAAGAAGUACUUUUGGAUUUACCCAGAAAUGUUCACAUCGUAACAUGGGCUCCUCAGCCAAGCAUUUUAGCUCAUCCAAAAACGAUUCUCUUUAUAACUCAUGGAGGUCUUCUCUCAACUACUGAGACGGUCCACUUUGGAGUGCCUAUCAUCGGUAUACCAGCUUUCGCAGAUCAAUUUAACAACAUUGACAGAGCCGUAAAUAAAGGUUUCGCAAAGCGAGUAGACCUCUCCCACGUAUUGGCCGACGACCUAAAAGUGGCUAUUGUGGAAAUGACUAGCGAUCCACGGUAUGCAGCAAAAGCGAAAGAAUUAUCUCUAAUAUACCACGAUCGACCGGUGUCUCCGGGCAAAGAGUUGUUGCACUGGGUCGAGCACGUUAUCAAAACUAAAGGGGCACCACACUUGCGCUCACCAGCACUAUAUGUACCCUGGUACCAGAAAAUGUACCUUGAUCUUGCUACUCUUAUAUUGGCUGGAUUAUUAGCUGUUAAAAUAGUUUUAAAACGAUUGUUCGGUUCUAAAAGUAGAAUAAAUUCCCAAAAGAAAUAUAAUUAAAAAGUUUUGCACACUUAUUGAAAAGUAUAGGUAUCUUAUACAAGGUUAUUUGUUUAUUUUUUUAAAUGAUUGUUCGACAAAUCUAACAGCGU